Perca fluviatilis (European perch) is the source of this 6744-nucleotide messenger RNA. RefSeq names its product protein phosphatase 6, regulatory subunit 2b (gene ppp6r2b). Gene Ontology annotation, cellular component: cytosol; nucleus. Bases 492 to 3302 code for a protein of 936 amino acids. Gene Ontology annotation, molecular function: protein phosphatase regulator activity; protein phosphatase binding. The record is from RefSeq and is a predicted model, not a curated record. NCBI's taxonomy places the organism in Eukaryota, Metazoa, Chordata, Actinopteri, Perciformes, Percidae. The transcript is spliced from 26 exons.
AUCCGCCAUUUUGAUUUCCAAAUCUGACAGAUUUUUUGUUGACUGCCUGCUGAAGUGUAAUUUGGACAGUGUCAACACACCAUACUGUAGUUCAACACAGCCGCUCGGCAGGCAUCCACCGUGCGACGGCAGUGUGUAAAUGAGAUUGCAACCGGGGAAGGGUAGCAUCUUCCAGCUAACAACGCACUUCAUAGCCAGCUAUGGGCCUCCGGAUGACCUGACAGCCAAAGUCGCCGAGUUGCCGUUCAGCUUGUAGAUGACGACCGAUAGGAAUGAUGGAUAAAAGAUUGAAGCCAAUCUCUCCUGGGUUUGUGUGUCUGUUGUUAGUAUGAAUGAAGUGGGUGUGUUUGUGUUUUCAUUGUGUGAAUUUGCCGAUGCUGAUUGAUGUCCAGGGCAUGCAAUGUCAGUAAGACAAAUGGCUGUUUAGCAAAGUCUGACUGAGGAUCCUACUCCUUGUCCAAAUCUAAGUGUAAGUGUUGGUGACGUCAGCCAUGUUUUGGAAGUUUGACUUACAUACAUCUUCUCACCUGGAGGCUUUACUGGACAAGGAGGAUGUCACGCUCAUUGAGCUCAUGAAUGAGGAAGAUGUGUUGCAGGAGUGCAAGGCCCAGAACAGGAGACUUCUCCUGUUCCUGUGCCAGAACCAGUGCAUGCUGGACCUGGUCCGUAUGAUUACUACAGAGCCCCCUGCUGGUGUAGAGGAGACAAAGCGCUUCAAGUAUCCCAAUAUAGCAUGUGAGCUGUUGACAUGUGACGUGGGAGUGAUCAAUGAUAAGCUGGGUAAUGAGGAGCCUCUGCUGGAAACUCUGUAUGCCUUCCUGGAGCAGCCAUCCCCACUUAACCCCCUCCUGGCAUCUUUCUUUAGCAAGACAAUUGGGAACCUCAUCACACGGAAGACUGAGCAGGUGAUUAGUUUUCUGCGACAGAAGGAUGGCUUCCUUUCCUUGGUCCUGAAGCAUAUUGAUACAUCAGCCAUGAUGGAUGUGCUCCUAAGACUUAUCAGCUGUGUGGAGCCACCCCCUCUUCGGCUUGAGACACUUAUUUGGCUGAAUGAAGAGAAGCUGGCCCAGAGACUCGUAGAGCUCAUUCACCCUGAAAGAGAUGAAGAGAGGCAGUCCAAUGCAUCUCAGACAUUGUGUGACAUCAUUCGUCUAAGCCGAGACCAGGCCAAUCAGCUCCAAGAGAUUUCACAGCCUGACCCUUUGCUGAAUGUGCUGGAGUCGCAAGAGUGUGUGGAGCAGUUGCUGCAGAAUAUGUUCUCAGCAGAUAGUACUGAGAGCUGUAUCAUCAAUGGAAUUCAAGUUCUUCUCACAUUACUGGAAAUCAGGAGGCCUGUGGUGGAUGGUGUUAUGGAUGCUCAGGGAUUUGAGAAAAGUUACACUGUUAACAGCAGCAUUUUGUUGGCCAUCCAACCACACCUGAUACACUUCCACCAGCUGCUUCUGAAGCCACCCAAGCGAAAUCCCAUGCUGACUACUCUCGGUGUGCUGGAGGAACCAUUAGGGAACACGCGUCUUCACGUAGCCAGACUGGUGGCCUCUCUGCUGUAUACCAGCUCUGCUAGCCACGCGGUCGUAGCACAGGAACUCUGCCGACUCAAUACAAUGGACCUGCUACUGGACUUGUUCUUCAAGUAUAUAUGGAACAACUUUCUGCACCUCCAAGUGGAGCUCUGUGUUGCUGCCAUCCUCCGGCCCUGUGCACAUGAAAUGAGACUUCAGCCUGGCUUGGGAUCGCAGGAAAAUGUCAAGCCUCAUCAAGAUGCUUCACAAGAGCAGGCUUUGACUGAUACCCUUUCUGAACCUUCAGCCAGCCCUGAAAACUCUGCACACAAUCUAAUGGUGACUCAUUUGUUCCAGCACUGCCACCUUGUCCAGAGGAUUCUGGAGGCUUGGGAAGAGAAUGAUAAAAUACAGUCAGAAGGUGGUAUGAGAAGAGGGUACAUGGGACAUCUGACCAGGAUUGCCAACACAGUAGUCCACAACCUGGAGAAGGGCCCGGUUCACACACAGAUUAGUAGCCUCAUCACAGAGCUACCAGAGGACUACAGAGGGCGCUGGGAAACCUUUGUAGACCAGACCCUGUCAGAGACUAAUAGGAAGAACACCAUAGACCUGAUUGGCACUGGAAAUCCACGCCCUUCCUCAGAGGAUGAUAUGGAGAGCCCCUUCCCUAAAGAGCUGACACUACAGCAGGCCUUUUCAGACUACCAGAUCCAGCAGAUGACAGCUAACUUUGUGGAUCAGUUUGGCUUUAACGAUGAGGAGUUUACUGAUCAUGAUGACAGCAUUGGGGCAACGUUUGACCGAAUUGCAGAGAUCAAUAUCAAUAUCGAUGCAGGCCAGGACACUGCUAAUACAGCUGUGUUUGAGGCCUGUUCCAAGGAGAGGAUUCAUCCCUUUGAUGAUGAUGAAGAGGACAUUUGGGAGGAGAAAGAGAUCAACUUUGCAACACAAACCAAGUCCCGUAACAGGUUUGGUGGGUCACGAUCAUCCCAGAGCCCAGCAGCCAGUAAAGAUUGUGAUAUGACAGCAGCUUCUGGCACUGAGGCGUCUGACAGAGCAGCAGACUCAGACUCUGAGGAAGGAGAGGAUCCUAAAGAUGACCUGGAUCCUUUCUCAAACCAGGGCCAGACUGAGGCAACAAAGAGCACUGGCUGGAUAGCAGACUUCGGGGAGGUGAACUCAAAGGCUCCUGCACCAGGAGUGGGCUUUUCUGCCUGGGACACUCCAGCCUCCCAACCAGCUGCCACAGAGGCAGAGGAGAAAGGAUGGGCCAAGUUCACUGACUUCCAGCCUUUCUGUUGCUCUGAAACAGGCCCCAGAUGCAGCUCUCCUGUGGACUCGGAGCUCAGCGGAUCUGGCAAUACCAAAUCAAACCAGAACCCAUGUGUGUGGAGUGUGUGUGUGGCGAGAAAAGCUCCACUGGUGGCAUCAGACAGCUCUUCCUCCAGCAGCUCAGAGAGCGAUGAGGAAGAAGGAAAGAAAAAGUCUGCAACAGGCGAGACGGUCACCAAAGAGACCAUCACCACGGGGGCUGGCAAGGAGACAAUUCGGCUCACAGUGGACGCAAAAAAUGAAAGGGCAGUCUUCAGCAGAGUGUUCAGACCAGCAGUCAGACGCGAAGCAGAUAAGUUACCGGUAGAGGGACUCUCCAUCAAGGACAAGAAGAAAGGCAAUGAGAAAGAAAGCGAAAAGAAAAAGAAACAUGAAGACUGUCCCAACCCAACUACCACCAGUCCAACUAAGCAGUCGGCUGCUGUCACACAAGAGACGCAGCCCUCUGUUAAUGGACCGGCUUAACGAUGCAGCACAGGCACACACACACACACAGACACACACACACACGCGCUACAUACCUGUCCAUUCAACACACAGCAAUGCCACCUUUGCUUCCUGUUAGCAGCCCUCCAAUGCCCUUUUUUGUGUCCAAAGAAUUGAAGAUGCUCAGUGUUGAGGUCAAACAGCCCUUAACAGUAUGAAUGCUGGAUAACACAUAACUACACAUAGGUACAUUGAUCUCUCCUGCACCUUCAUGACAUAAUUACAAGUGAACCGCUUCAAAGAGGAAUGUGUGUUUUAAAGAACAUGUCAUCGUACCAGACCCCAAAGCCAAAUUCUGUAUGAUUUUCCCAUUGGACUUAGGAGAGUGACGACACUCUUACCUAUUGUGAUGAGCAGAGGUUACACUAAAAGUUUGAGUGCCAGCUGUUGCACUUCAAGAAGACAAAUACCUAGGUCUGAAAUUUGACCUUCAGCAUCAAAUUUCAGAUUGUUUAAGCAUGUCUGGGCACUAAAUCACUGUCCAGAGAUUUUUUUUCUUUCUAUUAGAGCUUUUGACUGUUUACACUUUAGUAAAUAAGACUGUAUUCAAAUAAUCAGCCAAGAUUACAAAAGCCAAGAUGCUUGCAAAGCUAGCCACCAUUUUCUCUUCAGCAUUUCAAUGUACAUGCCAGGCAGACAUUUCAUUAGUGCAAAUGUGUGAGUGAUUAAAAAUGUGGCUUUUUUUUCUUUUCUUCAUACAUGCUACUGGAAUAAUUUUUCAGUCCAAGUAAGAUUUCUUUGCUUUGAUCAUGUGGAACAUAAAUGCUCUCUUUUUGUUAAUUUGGAGCAUCAGAUUAUAGAGCAUUAUGUGUCACUUCCUCCUCAAACCUCUGAUUCCGGUAGUUUAGAGGUGUGUGUGCUGUUGUAUCCAUGUGUGUAGACGUGUGUGUGUGUGUGUGUGUGUGUGUGUGUGUGUGUGUGUGUGUGUGUGUUUAAGCUCUGUCUGAGGUACAGCGUGCAUCUUCAGGUCAAAGGAGAGGUAUGCAGAUACAAAGAAAGCACACCUGUGUCACACACACACACACACACACACACACUUACACGCACACAGUGCUAUACACACAUGUAUACACACAUGCAAAAAAAACACUGAUGUGCACAUACUAAUUCAUAUCACCCUCAGAGCUGUUUAAUGUAAUAUUUGUGAAAUUUAAACCUGUAUUAGGUUGUGGCUAUUCUUGGUAAUAUGUAAACGUAAUAUAAAUGUAAACAGUAUAUAUAAACAUUAUAUCUAUUUUUGGAAUAAAUCCAAUGUAUGGAAAGGCGGUUGUUUUGCAGGUUGCAACGUGUGUAUUGUAUGUGUGUGUUGUACUGUUGAAAUGAGGCAAUAAUGAUGUCUGUGUUUCGGUUAAUACCCCAGCAUCAGUUCCUGUUCCUUUGCUACAUGCUUCCUACAUAGAGGUUUGGGAGUGUGCGUGAAUGUGAGUCGGUAGUCUGCGGUGUGUCCUCUGUAUUACUUACUUAAAGGAUCAUACCGGUUUAUUAGAAUUUGGGUCUUUUUUUUUCAUUCAUCAGUUUUAAACAAAAUACUAGUCUAACCAAUCUUAUUAGGAAGAAAAAAACGAAGGUGAACAUUAAAAUAAUACCAGAACUACUGCUUCAACUCAUAUGCUUUAUCAUAUUACGUAUGUGCACAUACCUUUCCCAUGUAAUGAGGGAUUAUUAUCAACUAGAGUUGAUUAAUCCAAUAGUUGAUUGACACAAAAAUAUUAGGUAACUAUUGUAACUACUGUUUCAUUUUCUCAAUUUGCAGCUUUUUUUGUCUAAUGUAUAAUUAACAAUGUCUUUGGACUGUUAAUCAAACAUAAAGAAUUUGAUGGCAUCACUUUUGGCUGGAUAUUUUUUACUAUUUCCUGACCUUUUUUUAGACCAAACGAUGAAUUGUUUUAAUCAGUACAAUACUCGUCCGAUUAAUCAAUAAUGAAAAUAAUCGUACAUGGGAGCCAUACUAUCAACAUUUGGAUGAGCACACAUUCAUGUUUGCCUCACAUUAAAUUGGUUUAGAUAAUCUGACUGGCUUGUUUAAAACCAGUUUGAUUGCCUCUCUUCGGUCUUUAUGUUAUUAACAUUCAACUGUUGAGUAUAAUCAUCUUACAUAAGGGAUAGAAAUCAUGGCAAAAACAAGACCCAAGUUGUAAUAAACCAGAAUUAUCCUUUAAGUUAGCAUGUGCCAGACAGUCAUGCUUUACUUUAUCCUUCUCCUCAGCUCUCUCUUUCUCAGGGCAGGAGUUGACUUUAAUUGCAUAUAUGCCUAUGGAACAAUAAACAUAGAUUGUUGUAUUUGUUUUAAAAGCACUUUUUCAAGAAGCACUUUUGGUUUGUAUUUGGUGGUGCCAAGUGCCACCACAUUAUUCCCCACUCAAAGAGGUGGGAAUGUUUGACUUGAACGCGUGAAUUAUGUAGAUACUUUAGAAUACUUUUUCUUCAAUGCUUUCUGCCAAAGUGUGUCUUCCCACCAGUGUUGCAACUGGGUUUCAUAUCUGUGAAGUAGCCUCCUUUCUUGCUAUGGUGUCACAUGUCUAGAUUUGGGUAUCUAAAGCAGUCUUUGUUUGAUUCCUCUCAUGUUUGUUUUUUUUUGUUUUUUUUAGUCGUGAUGGAGUUAUCAGCAGUAGGAGAGGAUAACGCAUGUCAAAGAAAUACUUUGAAGAUUCAUCUAAGAUCACAGAUAUUUUCCUUUUAUCCGUUCAGCACUUUGAGCUGUUUGAAGUGGAGCUGCACAGAGAGUAAACAUUGGUUUAAGUCAGGGUUAGAGGAGAAAAACAGAGCUGUUUUUCUGUCAGGGUAUGUACAGGAUCAGAAUAUGUCAUCCUGUCUUUCACCAAACCAAGCACUGCGUCUGACCCUUUGUGUGUGUGUGUGUGUGUGUGUGUGUGUGUGUGUGUGUGUGUGUGUGUGUGUGUGUGUGUGUGUGUGUGUGUGUGUGUGUGUGUGUCCACCUUGAGAGUGUAGUGCGUGUGCAGUGUAGCUACGGGUAAGGUGUGAUGUUAUGCAUAAUGGCAUGAGGUACAAUACAGUCAUCUUUAAGUGCCAUUAAGUUUGCACAUUAGCCUCAUUCACCUCGUAGGGCAUGUGCUGUAUUAUACAGUGUAUGCCCAAAACUUUAAUUGAGAGACAAUGGGUGUUAAAUUGUUACUUCAUCCCAUUGUAUGUUACCUUACACUGAGGCCAUUUCAAAGUUUAAAUCUUUCUAGCAUCAUAGCUGAUUACAUUUGUGUGUGUGUGUACAGUAUGUGUGUCGGGAGGGAAGUGCAAGUGCAAAAGACAGUCAUGUUGUGAAAUGCCUUUUUGUAAAGUGGACUGAUGCUGGUGGGGGUUUUGUUUUUCUUUUCUUUUUUUUCAUUUAGAGUAAUGUAUCUGUUUCCUGUUGUCAAUUUAGCUUGUACAUUCAAAUACGAACCUAAUAAAUAUGUCACACCAAGAA